Molecule: messenger RNA, 2252 nt
Organism: Mycetomoellerius zeteki
Lineage: Eukaryota; Metazoa; Arthropoda; Insecta; Hymenoptera; Formicidae
Gene: Fbxl7
Product: F-box and leucine-rich repeat protein 7
Exons: 2
Coding region: 429-1793 (454 amino acids)
Biological process (GO): SCF-dependent proteasomal ubiquitin-dependent protein catabolic process
Cellular component (GO): SCF ubiquitin ligase complex
Molecular function (GO): protein binding
Source: RefSeq, a predicted model, not a curated record
GACUUGGAGACUGGAGUGGGGCCUCAGGGCCUUUAUAUUAGUCUGAUAGAGGGGGGGAUGCACGAUUGUGUUGGGAGUAACUCCCGUAAGUGUGUUGGAAGUCCUGUCCUGUCAUAUGUCGGAUUUUCCGUUCCGCGAAACGCGAUCGCGCACGUUCCUCGGCGGCUGCACGAAGGAUUCGACGAAUUCCAGGAUUUCCAGGGUGAGCGCGAACGUCGAGGGUCGAGUGGACCCCAUUCUCGUGCGGCCCCCCCUCCCCCGCGUGAGCGAAACGCGCUCGGGCCCCGCAUCUGCUUCGAGACUCGAGACUCUCGAGAGUUGGAAUGCGGGAUCAACAUGGAGGAGGUGGCGGAUAGAUCGAUAUUGCUCGGUGAUGUCACGCACGGUCGCUGACUCUCCCGUCCAGCAUCCCGUUAACGGAGCAUGGAAUGGAAGGAUCAUGCCCACUCCUCUUUCCCAGCUUUGGGGAACAGAGCGGCUCUGAGCGGGGAGGAGGCUACUCGUCGCAGAAGGUCGGCGUUUAUCGACCAGGUGCGGACGCUAUCGACUUGGGCUACCACACCCUCGACAACAAUGCUUGCCGCACUACAUCAUCAUCGUCCUCGUCAACCCCGGGUGUAUCUAGCACGCCGACUCGUCAACAGCAACAGCAGCAGCAGCAACAGCUACCGCAGCCUAAGCACCAUCUGGUUCAUCACGUCACCGUCAAUGACCUCUGCCAGCUCGACGACAAUCUGCUGCUGAGGAUCUUUAGCUGGCUCGACACCCGCGACCGCUGUUCCCUGGCGCAGACUUGCCGGCGACUCUGGGAAAUCGCGUGGCAUCCGGCACUCUGGCGAGAGGUCGAGGUGCGUUAUCCACAGAAUGCCACCGCGGCGUUAAACGCGCUGACGCGCCGUGGUUGUCACACCUGUGUUCGUCGUUUGGUCCUGGAAGGCGCCACCGGGUUGCCCGGCAUCUUCGCUCAACUGCCGUACCUCAAUCUGACCUCCCUAGUGUUGCGACACUCGCGUCGAGUCACCGACGCCAACGUCACCACCGUUCUGGACAGCUGUGCUCAUCUCAGAGAGCUUGACUUGACUGGCUGUUCUAAUGUUACUCGUGCUUGCGGUCGUACCACUAUUUUACAGCUGCAGUCGCUCGAUCUUAGCGACUGCCAUGGCGUCGAGGAUUCCGGCCUGAUGCUAAGCAUGUCGCGCAUGCCGCAUCUGGGAUGCCUUUACCUACGUAGGUGCAGCCGCAUCACCGACUCCAGCUUGGCUACCAUCGCUUCCUACUGCGCCAACCUGCGUCAGCUGUCGGUGUCGGAUUGCAUGAAAGUUACGGAUUUCGGGGUGCGCGAGCUGGCGGCACGUCUCGGCCCAUCGCUCCGUUACUUCUCCGUAGGCAAAUGCGACCGUGUGUCCGACGCUGGUCUGCUGGUCGUCGCCCGUCAUUGCUACAAGCUGCGCUACCUGAACGCUCGUGGUUGCGAGGCGCUUAGCGACAGCGCGACCAUCGCCCUGGCGCGCGGUUGUCCGCGUAUGCGCGCCCUGGACAUAGGCAAAUGCGACAUCGGCGACGCGACUCUCGAGGCACUCUCUACCGGAUGUCCGAAUCUGAAGAAGCUGUCCCUGUGCGGAUGCGAGAGGAUCACCGACGCUGGUCUCGAGGCCUUGGCCUACUACGUGCGUGGCCUGCGGCAACUCAACAUCGGCGAGUGCUCCAGAGUCACGUGGGUCGGCUACCGCGCGGUUAAACGCUACUGCCGACGUUGCGUCAUAGAGCAUACUAACCCUGGAUUCUCCAGCUGAUGUCAUCUAAUUAACAACGCCACUCGUAUUAAGGAUCCCGAGCAACAGCGUGGAAGUAUUCUCGGAAAAAAAUACUCCGAAGAGGAGAAUAUUCCGAUGAAUUCUCUGGAAAAGGGACUUUAAAGUAUAUCCUGAGAAUAUUAAAAAUAGGAAUUAUGUUGAUAUAGUAUAUUGAGAAUACAUUCUCUAGUAUAAUUUAUAAAGAUGUUCGAAUAUUCUCAGGAUAUUCGCUUAUUUCGUAACACUAAUCUCAAGUGCCAGAGUGUAAUAUAGCGGAAGUUUAUAGAGAAUUGUAAACCCAAUUUUUUAUCAAAGUUUAUGCGAUAAUGUUAUUUUUGAUACGGCGCGACGAAAAGAAAAACAAUGAAGGUGAAUUAUCAAUUUUUGAGAUCGAUAACUUGUAUCACAUCUAUUUAUUAAUAAACACCGUUUCGUCGCUCUCAUAUUUGUAAAAAGAUU